GCUUUGUGGUCGAGCGGGAUUCGUUAUUCUAAUAUGGGAGAAUUGAGUAUCGACAACGACAGUACUAUAGAAAUCGACUACACUCCUUACGAAGAGAGACUGGAAACUUACAUCGUGCCAAUUUUAUUUUUAAUUAUUUUCGUUGUUGGUGUUUUGGGAAAUGGCACCCUGGUAGUAAUAUUCCUGCGGCAUAGAUCUAUGCGAAACGUGCCCAAUACGUUUAUUUUUUCCUUGGCACUCGCUGAUCUGCUCGUUAUAAUCACAUGCGUCCCAUUCACGUCCAUCUUGUAUACAUUGGAGUCGUAUCCGUGGGGUGUGGCGGUUUGCAAAAUAUCCGAAUCAGCGAAAGAUAUCAGCAUUGGAGUGUCCGUCUACACGUUGACGGCUUUAUCGGUGGAAAGAUACUAUGCUAUAGCGAAUCCUCUUAGACGACUGCAGAAAAAAUCAGUUGCCAUUCUUGCCGCCCUGUUAAUCUGGUUACUGGCGAUCGCUUUUGCCCUACCAGACGCCGUCUUUUCACGCCUGGAUGAAGUGGAAAUCGAUAGCAACAAAACUAUUACGUUCUGUUCACCUUUUCCCAACAUCAGCGACGUCGAUGUUUACGCCAAAUACAAUGUUUUCUCCAAGUCCCUGGUCUACUACGUCAUACCGUUGAGUGUUAUAGCCUGCUUCUACAUCUUGAUGGCCAUAAGGUUACACGCUAGCGCGAAUGAGAUGCCCGGCGACGUGAAAGGUACCCAGUCCGUCGUUCAAGCAAAAGCAAGAAAACACGUCGCCAGAAUGGUCCUGAUAUUCGUAUUUCUGUUCUUUAUAUGCUUCCUCCCACACCACGUGUUUAUGCUGUGGUUUCACUUUUAUCCUAACGCCAAGAAUUCCUAUAACUACUGGUGGCAUGCUUUAAAAAUGAUCGGAUUUUGUUUAAGUUUUGUAAAUUCGUGCGUCAAUCCUAUAGCGCUGUAUUGGGGCAGUGGCGUUUUUAGAUCUUACUUUAAUAAGUACUUAUGCUGCAAGAACUUAGAAUGGUCGAGGAAUGCACAAUCAAAUAGAGAUUAUGACUCGAAUUUGAAUUCUACGCUUCGACGAAGAGAUCAGGUCACAUUGACCAGCAUCGUGUGUGAAUCGCAGUCGCUUCAAGAUGCCUACAACCCUCAGCAUCGACAAGAAGUGACGAUCCACAGCUAAAAAAAGUCACUACCCAUUCUAAAUGGAUUUUUACUUUUGGGCAUUUAAAUUAUUUGGUUCAACAAAUUACUUUAUAUAUGCGAAAGCAAUCUGUUGGCUUGCAUUAUGGAGAUAUGCGGAGUUAUAAUACUGUGAAUUUCGAAAGAUAUGUAAUGUGUGUAUCAAUAAAUGU
Molecule: messenger RNA, 1354 nt
Organism: Cylas formicarius (sweet potato weevil)
Lineage: Eukaryota; Metazoa; Arthropoda; Insecta; Coleoptera; Brentidae
Product: neuropeptide CCHamide-2 receptor-like
Exons: 8
Coding region: 34-1182 (382 amino acids)
Biological process (GO): G protein-coupled receptor signaling pathway
Cellular component (GO): membrane
Molecular function (GO): G protein-coupled receptor activity
Source: RefSeq, a predicted model, not a curated record